Messenger RNA from Chinchilla lanigera (long-tailed chinchilla), 1964 nucleotides. It is a transcript of the gene Fxyd6, whose product is annotated as FXYD domain containing ion transport regulator 6. Gene Ontology annotation, molecular function: sodium channel regulator activity. The transcript has 9 exons. Gene Ontology annotation, cellular component: membrane. The coding region runs from base 331 to 621 and encodes 96 amino acids. Gene Ontology annotation, biological process: regulation of sodium ion transmembrane transporter activity. NCBI's taxonomy places the organism in Eukaryota, Metazoa, Chordata, Mammalia, Rodentia, Chinchillidae. The record is from RefSeq and is a predicted model, not a curated record.
AAAAUCUCCCGCGCGCUCGCUCGCUCGCGUGGAGGAGAAGUGGGCGAGGGCGCGAGCACCGGCGGAGGCGUCUGCGCGGGGCCGCUGCCCAGGAGCCAGGGGCCGGCGUCCGCCCGGGAGCCCAGCCCGCGCGCCCCCGCCCACCCCAACUCGGCGCACCCGGAAGGCGGGAAAGCAGCGCAGGCCGCGCCCACCGCCCUGCCCCCAGCCCGCCACUCCCCGGCUCCGCGGGUCUCAGCGCGUCCUCCUGGGAUCGGCUCGGAGGGGAGCGGCUGUGCAGGCACACUGAAGCUCAAGGACCGUUUCUGGGCGCCCUCUCCCAGCCCUGACAUGAUGGAGGUGGUGCUGAUCUUCCUCUGCAGCCUGCUGGUCCCUGCAGUCCUGGCCAGUGCAACUGAGCAGGAGAAAGAAACGGACCCUUUUCAUUAUGACUACCAGACCCUGAGGAUUGGUGGACUGGUGUUCGCUGUGGUCCUCUUCUCUGUUGGGAUCCUCCUUAUUCUGAGUCGCAGGUGCAAGUGCAGUUUCAAUCAGAAGCCCCGGGCUCCAGGGGACGAGGAAGCCCAAGGGGAGAACCUCAUCACUGCAAAUGCAGCGGAGCCCCAGAAAGCAGAGAACUGAAGUGCAGCCUCCAGAGAAGCCUCAAGCGCCUGAGGGCAACUUCUGCAACCUUUAGACGCAGAUAUCGCUAAGAAAACUGGCCACUUCAGCCACAGAUCUUUCCCCAGGAGAAGCCAACGACUCAUGUGUCCCCUGCGCCCUUCCCCGUCCCCGCCAACCCCAGUUCUCCGCUCCUCGAUGCAACUCACGCCGGCCUUCCCUGCCCGCAGCCUGCAGUCUCGUCACCGCCUGUGCUGUGUCUGUACGUGCGUGUGUGUAUGUGUGCGUGUGUAUAUGAUGACUGUGAUCUUUGUGGCUACUUGUUUGUGGACAGCAUUGCAUUUGUGAGCUGUGGAUUCACUUUCCUGGGCAGGAGCUGUGCCCAGUUGCCUUCGGCUCCUCCCCGCCUCCCUGGGGGCCUCCAUCGCGUCCCGCUUCCCGGAGUCUGCUCUGAGAGACCUGCCCCUGUCUUGAUUUCCGGAUGAGGGUAGGGUAGGAAUCCCCACCUCUCUUGGGACUGGGGAGGUUUGCAUCCGCAUCCUCAUGGCCUUUCACGGACCCUCUGUAGUCUUCUCACAAGAGCCCCGCUUUUGUCUUCCAUCCUGACCCAAUCUGUUCGGAAGGCUCAGCAACUGGAGGCGCAGAGAAGGCGCUGGGGAGCCCAGUGUUGCUGUCAAGCAGGCUCUGCCUGGCCACAUUUCUUUUUCUUCUUGGGGCUUCCAUGGAAUCUCUACCUGCCCUGCCCCUUUGCAGAGCACCCAGGAAGUCCAGGCCCAGGGCUUUUACUCUGCCCCAUGGGAAUGUGCCCCUUGCAUAUCUUCUCAGCAAUAACCCCAUGGGCUCUGGAACGCUCCUGCCCUCCCCCACCUUCCCUGCUUCCAAGAUGUCCAUCUGUAGCUUUGCUCACCCAGACUCAGUCUCCCAUCUCUGAAGUUGAGUCCCUGGAAGUGGAUGGCUGAGGGGUUCCCAUUCUAUUGCGGUCAGCACGCAGGGAUGGGCAGCCAGGAGAGCAGGAGGAACUCUGCUUCUCCGCCUGUGUCCCGCUGGCCAGGCAGUGGCAACAGCUCUUGCCCGCUUCCUGCCCGUCUCAGUCAGUGGUCAGAGUGGUGAGUUAUGUGUGAGCAGUGGUUGUGCGGCCGAUCAGAGGCCAGCAGGGUUUCGUGUGGCCCUGCUGCAGAUCAACAGCAAGGAGUUGAAGGUCAUGAGAGAGGGGGAAGUCCAGCCAGAUCCCGCUCCACCUGUCCAUUGUGUUCCCAUGGAAACUAACCAAACCUUGCCGUGUGACCAGGACUGCUGCUGCCUGUCUUGUGAUCUAUCCUCUCUCCAACAACAGAAAAGAAAUAAAACAUCAUUGUUUCCUAGUG